Molecule: messenger RNA, 815 nt
Organism: Sphaerodactylus townsendi
Lineage: Eukaryota; Metazoa; Chordata; Lepidosauria; Squamata; Sphaerodactylidae
Product: phospholipase A2 inhibitor and Ly6/PLAUR domain-containing protein-like
Exons: 8
Coding region: 108-815 (235 amino acids)
Source: RefSeq, a predicted model, not a curated record
GAUCUCUGUUUCAAAGGAAAGGCUGGGAUGGACUUUGGGGAACUUGGCGAACAGUCUGUCUGACAGUUAUCUUCCCCUUGAGUGACCCACAUUUCCUCUAAAGAAAGAUGGAAACAAUCAUGCCCCUCGUUCUGAUCUUUAGCCUCCUUCCAAGUGUUCACGGAGACAACAGCACUAUGGAGUGUGCUUCGUGUUAUCUCGGGGAGUCUUGCCAACAUAAAGUGAAUUGUACAGAUGCAGGAAUGAUUUGUGUUUCUCUUGAGGUGGGCGACACCUUUGGUGGGGGAAGCAGUGACGGGGUCUAUAAAGGAUGCACUUCCCCACGCUCCUGUACGCCAUUAGUCCUGACCAUGAGCGUCAUGCCUGGAAGGCAAGUCCGGAGCAACUUGGCCUGCUGCGCAACAAGUGGCUGUAAUGACCAACUGACUCUAAGCGUGCCUUCAACGAGUUCGUGGAAGAAUGGGAUGUAUUGUCCAGCCUGUGAGAACCAGAACAGCAGCUUGUGUGAAGGCCAAACUGACACCCCCUGCACAGGAGCAGAAGAGAGUUGUAUCAGCCUUGAAGGAGUGUCUAUCGGGAAUUCGAAUCACAACUUCUCUAUGAGGGGAUGUGCUACGCCCAGCGCCUGCACCAUGAAGGAAAAUGACCUCAUGUCCUUUGGAGGUGAUGUCUACAGGCUGACCCGGAAUGCCACUUGCACAAAUAUGGGAAGCCUAGGAGCCCUUCCCUCUCUAGCUACCCUCGUCUUUCAGGGUCCCCCUCAUAUUGAGGGGGCCAAUGUCCCACUUCUUGGGCCCUCAUACUCUAAAGAGUGA